CUUUCUCUUCCCUUUCCUUGACCACUCAUUCCUAUUUGCCUCUUUUCAUUCGUUUUUACUCCGGCUCUAUCCCGCCUCUUUGCUCUCCUUUGCUCUGUUGACUUGUCUAACCCUCUUUCGUGCGGUCUGACACAACGGCCUCGAGCAACGCCUUGGGAGCCUGACCAGGCUCUCAUCACCUUCUCUCCAGUCGCACCCCGGCAGACAUUUCGGACUUAUUGUCUGCUCCCUCUUCACUGGCCAAGAGCGCCUCAAGGAGGGGCACGACUCCCCCCCCCAAAGUCAUCGCUUUUCCAAUGCGGCACGCCCCCGGGUAGAACCUAGCGCGUUUCACAUUCGUAUGGUCCGUCCAUACCCGGAGAACACAUCAACCUGUCCCUGGGAUUCAAGCCUGCAACGUCCAUCUCUUUUGUUGUCAUCGUGCAUAUCGAGGACUGAAGAAGGACCGGUGGCUCCAUUCGGAGCGAUUCGCCAAAAUUCGUUCGUAUAGGAGCCAGACGUCGCUCCUUCGAGAGCCGGAGUUCGACCCUUCCUUUCGUGAUUCUACAUCUGGCUUCCGGCCAAGAGAGGGAUACAGAGAUCCUGAUCUGCCGUCCAAGAUGUAUGUCCCUAAUUCAAAAUGGACUUGGUCUUUUGUCUUCGUGACAACCAUCCAAGCUGCGUGUAUUCUCGCUUUUGAGUCUUAUGUUUUUGCUAGGUUCCAAACACAACUCAAAGGCGAUGCAGAGAACCAAACCCAGUCAAAAACUAUUCCCACCUUUUUAACACUUUAUAUCUUUGGAUUUGUAUACGAAUUAGUUUUGGUAUACGAUGCGCUGCGUCUUAAAAACACCAUCCAAGUGAUUGGACUUUGCGUUUGCAAUCUGGGCCUCCUGAUCUAUGGCGCCGUCCAGACGGACCAAAUCAAGGAUGCCGUCAACACUUUGAGUAUGCUAGGAAAUAUCAACGGUGAAGUCUGGGGCGAGAUGAAGCCAUUCUUGAUUGCAAUUCCUUGCAUCAUAGGUCUUGGAACCGUUCUUAUGGCUUUUCUUGCCUGGAAGCUCUAUGACGAAUUUGCAUGGACCAUCUACAAGCACAUCAGCGCCGACCUACGGAUGAAGCGUCGGUACCUUACAUAUCAGAUUUACAUCGCUCUGCUGAAGUUUGAUUUUUUCUUUUUCCUUGGUUUUACUGUUCAAUUCGUUGUUAUUGUUACCGACAAGGCGACUGUUGAGUUUGCCCUUACAUUGGCCGCCAUUCCAGUCACGAUUCUCAUUCUUGUCAUGGCUGCGUUUUGGACUCGGCGGGAGAACACACCUGGAAUGAUCGUCAUCAUCCUGCUUUAUUUUGGAGGUCUUGCAUACUUCCUUUUCAAGCUCGUUCGAAUGUACUCUGCUGCCCGUGAAAAGGCGUACCUGCCAGCCCGACGAUCGUUGACUUUCUUCGCCGUGAUCACAAUCAUCUUGAUUAUUAUGACCAUAAUCAAUGCAUGUGUCUGUACUCACAAUUUCAACAAGGGGCUGAAACCUCAUAUCUCGGGGAGAAGAUCAGUUCGAGAUGAUGAAAAAGGACGUGGAACCGAAAUGCAUGGCCGUCUUUCUCAUGGGCCUGUCCCAACUCGCAUGACGAUUGAUUAAGCAAUGAUGCAAAAAUAAUUACCUAGGGAAGCUGAGGCUCCAACAAAUGCCAUUCCUUUGCAAUCUCGGCUGCUUUUACUUUGCGAAUAUACCCAUUUGACAGCGACGUUGUGGCCGAAGAAUUGUUUUCAUCUCAGAGAAGGAAAUCUUCGAGUCACGAUUAAUUCAUUUCCUUUUUGGCCGUCUGAUCCACUUAGCUCUAUUCAUUGAUGAUACCAGCUGUACUAUUUUUUUUUUUUGGUUUGUUAGAAAUCUGGUUCGACAUCCUCUCUUUUUUUUUUAUCACCUUUUUUCCCCUAUUUUUUUCUCUUUUCUCUUUUUUUUAAAAAAAUUUUUAAAUGAAAAAAAACUUCUCAAGAAUGUCUUCCCCCCUUCCAAUUUCUUACUGUACUUGGUACUAUUAAGAGAAAGGGGACCAUUAUUG
This is a messenger RNA of Coccidioides posadasii C735 delta SOWgp, 2040 nucleotides long. RefSeq lists its product as uncharacterized. The record is from RefSeq and is a predicted model, not a curated record. Gene Ontology annotation, cellular component: Golgi apparatus. Lineage: Eukaryota; Fungi; Ascomycota; Eurotiomycetes; Onygenales; Onygenaceae.